Messenger RNA from Hevea brasiliensis (rubber tree), 2964 nucleotides. Its product is annotated as protein EI24 homolog. The record is from RefSeq and is a predicted model, not a curated record. Bases 1178 to 1882 code for a protein of 234 amino acids. Gene Ontology annotation, cellular component: endoplasmic reticulum. Gene Ontology annotation, biological process: macroautophagy. NCBI's taxonomy places the organism in Eukaryota, Viridiplantae, Streptophyta, Magnoliopsida, Malpighiales, Euphorbiaceae. The transcript has 7 exons.
AUGUGGAUCAUACAUGCUUAUGACUUUCUGCUCUUGCUUCUGUAAUUUCCAUGAAAUUUCUACUUUCGCUAUUAGGUUGCGGUGUUGGGCAGGUGGUUUUCCUAAGGGUAGCUUGUAUAGGCUGCAAAUGCAUCCGAAAUAGAAAAAUACAGUCUUUACUCAUAGUCUUAGAAAACAUUAAAUUGUAUGUGUAUAAAAUAUUAAAUCAUAAUCAUUAAUCUAAACACCAAUAAAGGAGUCUGGAAGACCACCAAAUUGCCCAAACUCGUCAACUGCUACAGCAGUACAAACAGUAAUGCAACAUGUAAGGCACAAUAUAAUUUUUAAGUGAAAAAAAUAUAUAUAUUUUUGAAAACGUGCUGGAUCUUAAUUCGGUUAAUUUUCAAAGAAACAUGAAGUUAUUAUGAUUUUAGGUCGUACCUGUAGCGUCCCCUUUGCAUCACAUAACUGCUGAAUGGUUUGCUAAGUUGAUCUCCAUUGAAUUUGACAGCAUAUGCUGCCUUAAAAGGAUAUGAAUUUCUAAUAAUUCUAUAAAUGACAUUUAUGGAAUUUAAAACUUGCUUACUGCUUAGUCAAUAGUCAGGCCAAGGUUUUGCCUUUUGUUGCUGUGACAUGACUGAGACUCCAGAAUAGUUCUGCAAAGUUGCUCAAGAGUCUCAUAUCUCAACAAACUUGGAACUGGUGAAGAUACUUUUGACUCAUUAAAUUAAAAGAAUGACCUGCAGCAUAUCUGUGUCAAGUAACUUGAAAAUAAAACGUUGAAUUGAAUAGACAAAAACAUGCAUACCAAGUUUAUAACACAGCAAGAAAAAUUAACACUCUUGGAUUUCUUUGGUUUUUUGCUUUAUAUUGAGGCUCUUGUUUGUGUUAUACAUAGCACUUGAAUUACUUUUUCUUUAUAAGUUUAACUAUGUUCUCUGCGUGUGCGUGUGUGUGUUUCUCCUGCUAGAUAAGAUUAUGUAUCCCUCUGUCCCUAAAAUCCUUAACUGGUACCAGGAAGUAAGAAUUAUAUAUGUAUCUUUUUGAAAAGUUUUGAAGAAUUAUGUAUGUAUCUUUUUGAAAAGGUUCAUGCAAUGGUACAAUAGGUUUUCUUUUUUCUCUUUUAAGUUUUUCUAGCUAGAUGAUGAAGACUAAUUCAUAUUAACAUUAUGUACAAUGGAUAUAUGCUUGCGUGUGUAUGUCUGUGUGUAGGACAUAUGGUUGUCAGUUCUCUACUGUUUUUUCACAGCCUCUAAUUUCAUUAACUGCUUAUAAAAUGCAGGUGUUUUGGUUCUACCCAUUGUAUGUGUUUAGUCUUAUUCUAAGCACUAUCUGGUACAAUGAAAUUGCGAAGUGUGGUUUUGCUGCAAUGGAAAGAGAUGAACAUAAUGUAUUGGAAACCUUAAGCCAGGAUGAGCCAACAACAACCUCAGACAACUCAGGUCCAACAGAAAAGCCUUCUGGUCUAGGAGGUGUUAUGAUUGGAAUUGGUGAGCAGGUGUAUUCUAUAUUGCUUUUGAGCUUCUUCUUUCUAGAGGUUUUUGCUACAGGAUUCACACCAUAUAUAGGGAAGGCACUCAAUUUUGUACUUCUUUCCUGGAUGUAUGCUUACUACUGUUUCGAGUACAAGUGGAAUUUGUCUGAAGUGGCACUUGACAGGCGGCUGGACUUCUUUGAAUCUAACUGGGCCUUUUUAGCUGGUUUUGGAAGCCCUUGUGUUCUGGCUAUUUUCUUCUUUUCUCCUCUUGUGAGCUAUGGUGUCAUGGCUAUUCUUUUCCCACUGUUUGUUUUGACUGCAACAAGCUCAGGAGCUGACCAACCUAUCUUCUCUCAAAGAAGAAAAUGGAAAUAUUUAGGAUUGGGAAGGCUUCCAGUAUUUUAUGCAGCAGAUACACUGUCAUAAGCAUCCACAUCCCAGUAUCUUUUUAUUGAAAAGAAAAUAACAUUCAACACACAUAUAUUGUGCAGUAAACUAAUAUAAAAUGCCUUUUGAACCAUUAUAGAACUCUGAACUUUCAUAUUCACUCUGACAAACUUUUUUAUAAUUUCUGGGCUAAAAUUAUUUUUAGCUUAACUCACCUUCUUAACAAUGAGGUUGAUUAGUUGUCUCAGAUUGCAUCAUCUUACCUUAGUCUGAGCAGCAUUCCAGUGUCCAAGUUCUUGCCUGCUCUCUCUCUCUCUCUCUCUCCCUAACCUUUUUGUCACUAAUUGCUUGAUGAGGUAUUAAGAGUUGGAUUAUAUGACUAUUUGUCUAUUUUGGGCUCAUCUAUGACUACAAGAUGAUCACAGAAGGACAAAAUUUAAAAAUAACUGGUGCCAAGUACUUGGUUUUGCUCGUCAUUCUAGGCUGAGAAACUGACAUCAAUUGAAUUUCAUUAUUAUCAUAUUAGCUCGGUCCUGUCGCAUGUCUUGAUUGAGUUUGCUUUUUGCAGGAUGGGAAUCUUGUCUCUCGUCCCCUUAGAAUCUCGAGAACAAUUGCAAGACAAUAAGGCACUUUAUGUUCUGACUUGAUUCUUACACCAUAUGAUUAAGUGUAAGCUCGUUCGAACUUAAUUCUCACAUGUACUAAAUGCCUGAUUUUUUUUUCCUUUUUUAUAACUUGGAUGCCAGAGCAGGUCAACUCUUGAUUUAGUUUUUCUUCGUAUAUGCACAUAUGUUUCAGACAGUUCACCCUAGCAAUUGCUUAACAUUCAGAGAAAUCAAGUGCAAGAUCUCCUGGUAAACCAUGUCUCCCAUUGGCUCAAAGGAAUCAUGGUGUACCUUGUGUAGAUAGAAAUCAGGUGUCAUAUCUAUAUAGCAUUUUUCAUUUAAUUCUUGAAGUUUGUACAGCCACUGGACUAUGAAAACUAAAAUAUACAACUAUUUAUGAUCAAAUUUGGGAAAUUUUCAUUGAACAAAAUGUCUCCAAAAUUGUGACAAUAAACAGUAAAAUUGAAGGGCAAUAUGCUUCUUUAGCGUUCAAGAGAAAUUCUCUCUCCCUCUCAA